UUAGUGUGUUAGUGUGUGUGUGUAUCCAUGUGUGUGUCAGUGUUUGCAGAGGUCAAAAAAGAGCAUUGGAUUCCCUGGAGCUGGAUCUAUAGGUACUUGUGAACUGCCUGACAUGGGUGUUGGGAACAGAACUCUGGCCCUUAGGAAGUGCACCAAGCACUUUUAACUGUUGAGCCUACUCUCUAUCAUUCUGUGGCCCAAGCUGGCCUCAAACUCACCAUCCUCUUGCCUCUGCCUCCUGGGUACUAGCAUGAAAGCCAUGUGCCAUACUUAACCUAAACAGGGUGAAUUUUUAUCACCCAUAUUGAAUCAGGUGGUCAUGUGGUUUCAUUCCUUCAAACUCUCAGCCACAGUUCCCCAGCAAGAAUCCUCUUUCUACAUUUCUCUGAACACCAGUUCUGGGGAAUGUUCUCUAGAAUCUUGGUCCUAGUAUCUGUUGAGUAGGUGACCUGAGACAUGUUAUUUACCCUGACAGUUCAAUCUUUGAUAAAAUUGGUAAGAUCAUUACAAGGAUACUAUGGAAAUCAGAUGUUCAGACAGCUGUGUACCACAGUUGGCCCAAGGGAAACACUCCACAGGUGUAAAAUGCUAAUAAAAAAAAAAAAGGAGGAAAUGAUUACCAGACUUUCAUUGAUCCCUUCAGAUGAUCAACCCCUGCCCUGGCUUGUAGCACAAUGUUGAUACCUUAAAGCUUAAGAAAAAGACAAAUGCACAGACCAAUAAAUGUCAGGAAGACAUCUGGGCAGUGGUGCAUGUUUUAAUCACAGCACCCAGGAGGCAGGGACAGGCAGAUCUCUAAAUUCCAGGCCAGCCUGAUCUACAAAGCCAGUUCCAGGACAGCCAGGACUACACAGAGAAACCCUGUCUAAAAAAAACAAGAUGGGGUGGGAGAGAAAGUCAGGAAGACAUAAGCUAGGAGAAACAACGGCAAAUGGCAGAGAUCAAAAGAGAGCAAAGGGAAGGUCACUAAGUUAGCAGAAAUAAGGCAAAGAAAAGGAGGGAGUGAACUGCCAAGAGAAACAGAAAAUUGAUAAGAACAUUAGUUGAUGGAUGAAUAUGAGUUGGUUGCCACUAAGGUAACACACUGCAUACAAAGAAAGCAAAAGAUGGUCAGCUGCUAUUUGUGAUCAGCCUCCUUUGCCCUCAACCAGGAUGCCAGUAAGGAUUCACAUGUUCUCCAUCACAUUCUUGGUUUCCUCUGACCAGACACUAUCUGACUCGGAGGAACAGUGGAAGAGGACAAGUGGUUAAGUGAUGGGCUGGAGAAGGGAGCCUGAAAAACAUCAGCCUUGUGUUUCCUGAUAAGUACACAGGGUGAGUCUUUAUCAGGCCUCUUAUAUCACACUAAUCUGACAGCUUCAUUCCUUCAACCAGACACAAAAAGCCAUGGCCAACCACAGCUCCCCAGCGGGCUUCUUCCUGCUGGGCUUCUCUGAACACCCACACCUGGAAAAGAUUCUCUUUGUGGUUGUCUUGUGUUCCUACCUCCUCACACUCCUAGGAAACACACUCAUCCUCCUGCUGUCCACACUGGACCCCAGGCUCCACUCUCCAAUGUACUUCUUCCUCUCUAACCUCUCCUUCUUGGACCUCUGCUUCACCACAACCUGUGUGCCCCAGAUGCUGGUCAACCUCUGGGGACCCACAAAGACCAUCAGCUUCCUGGGAUGCUUUGUCCAACUCUUCAUCUUCUUAGCCCUGGGCACCACCGAGUGCAUUCUCCUGACAGUGAUGGCCUUUGACCGCUAUGUGGCAGUCUGCCAGCCCCUGCACUAUGCCACCACCAUCCAUCCCCGCCUGUGCUGGCAGCUGGCAGCUGUGGCCUGGAUCGUUGGCCUGGUGGAGUCAGUGGUUCAGACACCAUCCACUCUUCGCCUGCCCUUCUGUCCCCACCAUCAGGUUGAUGACUUCGUGUGUGAAGUCCCUGCUUUGAUUCGACUCUCCUGUGGGGAUACCACCUAUAAUGAGAUACAAAUGGCUGUAGCCAGUGUCUUCAUCUUGGUUGUUCCUCUGGGUCUCAUCCUUGUCUCUUAUGGUGCUAUCGCCAGGGCAAUAAUGAGGAUAAACUCUGCAAAGGGACGCAGGAAAGCUUUCGGGACCUGCUCCUCCCACCUCAUCGUGGUCACCCUCUUCUACAGCUCAGUCAUUGCUGUCUAUCUGCAGCCCAAAAAUCCCUAUGCCCAAGAGAGGGGCAAGUUCUUUGGGCUCUUCUAUGCAGUGGGCACUCCUUCUCUUAACCCUCUCAUAUACACCCUGAGGAACAAGGAGGUCAAGAGGGCAUUCAGGAGGCUGCUGGGGAAGGAAGUGGAGCCCAGCUGACACACACUCUCAGUAUGCUGAAGGGAGAUUCUGCAUGCCUUUAUCAAAAGGCUUAUGUGGUCAUCCUCUUCAGACCUACCCUGCUACUGUAAUGGAUGACACAAUACAGGACACAAAGAUGAGAAAUUCAGUAAGGGAAUAUAGUUAUACCACAUAUAGAUUACCUCAGGAAUCAAAUGCAAUCUAUCUGUACUUUAUCAAUUCACCUCCAUCCUCCUGUGCCCCAUUUCACUGAUUUUGAUUUUAAUUCCUUGCCUUUGCCAGGGUGUAUGUCAUGAAGAUUUUAUUUUUGUUAUGUCUUUGUGUAUGUGUGGAUGUCUGAAGAAGCAGGAAGAGGGUUUAAGGUCCCCUGGAGCUGGAGUUACAGGGAGUUAGGUUGUCCAACAUGAGUGUUGUAUCUCGAACUCUGGUUCUUUGAGAGAGCACAAACGCUCUUAACCGCCGAGCACAAACGCUCUUAACCGCCAAGCCAUCUCUCUUGCCCCUUGUCACCAUUUUUUCCCGCUUCCAAUCCCAUUUCCCACUGCAUUUUUGCUGUAUCUCCUUUAGAGUUUCUUUGUAAUUCUAUAUGACUCUUCCUUUUUUAUCGCCCAAAUAUCAGCAAGGGUUGAGGGGAAACUGAAAUUUAAUUUAGAAACCCAACCAAAAAAUAGUGUUAGGAUGUUUGCCUAAAAUUUAGGUCCUGUGACUUCUAGUCAGACCAUUCCCAAAUGCAUGCUGUUUCCACACCAUAAUAAAAUGUUCCAUUAUUCUUACCUUGAGACCAGUACAAGGCCUUGGAGAGCAACCUGAACUGUAGUCCUAGUGUUGUCUUUAUUAAUGCCAGACAGCCAGGUCAAAAAAAACCCGCUUCUCUUUAAUGCGGGGAGAACAAUUUGAGCACUGGAACUUUGGUGCCAUCUACUGGCCAGAUAUGGAACUGCAUUGAUAUACCGACCAGUCACCUAAGUCCUCUCCCUAAACAGAAGGGCUGCUCAAGAGAUAAUAUGUUGUAGUUAAUGUGAUAAUUCUUAGAUGUCUUGUGAUCUUCCAGGUACCAUUGAAAGUAUUUUACAACCCUUGGCUCAUUUCAUUCUUGUAGCAUUAUGAAGCUUUUUCAGAAGCAAAACCUAAGAAUAGUUCAUAUACCAUCUCUCAAAUUUCUCAGCCAGGACUGGCACCCAGGAGGGCAUAAUCCAGAUCCCCAGCUCUAAGUCCUGUUUUGGUAUAUAUAGAGCCUUCCUAGCCCAGCGAGAAGCCUCAAUUUGUCCUCAAACUUAAGAGGAAUCAAUCUUAACUAGACAUGUCCAUCCUGAGACCUGCCUCGCUAUAGGAAGUUUCCCAAGUUGCUUCAAAGCACCCUGUGAGAACAUUAGAAACAGAAGACUACUUUGGUAAGAUAUCUGAGCCUGGAAGUCUGUCUCGGUGGGACAGGGCUUCCCUGCAUAUGCAAGGUCCAGGGCUUGAGCUUCAGCACAACAGACAAGUAUCUGUGAUGAUCUGAGCACUACAAAGUGUGAAGGCAGUGCAACCCCAUCUAAGGGUAGGGCCACCAUCCUAGACCACCUGCUGUACUCAGUUCCAGAAAGGACCUCAGGAAUGUGCCAUGACAACUCAACAGAUACCCAGCAGGAUGCUCCUGCAGACAUUCUGUCUGCGAUUUAUGGCCCUUGAAGAUAUCUAGAUAAUCCUGCUGAGCAGUCCAGAUAACCCUCCUCAGCGGGUUGCGGUUCCCCGCCACAAGUUGAACCCAAUGGUUUCAAAUGUGGCUUCGCGCCCAAAGUCUAGACCAAUAGUUUCAAAAAGUCACCUUGCCCCAUAUCCCUUCCACCCAAUCCCAAGCAUGUAAUUCCCAGCUUGUGGUUUUUCCCUAUAAAAACUCUUUACACCUGGGCUCGUGGCCACCGCCACAUUUCCUUCCACCUACCUUGUGGUGGCCCAGGUUGAACCUGACAAUAAAAGGACCCUUAUGUGUUUGCAUUGGAAACCGACUCCUUGGUAGUCUCUGGGGGGUUUCGAAAAACAGGUACAACAAAAGCUAAGUCUGGAGGAGUCACUGUAAAUUUGAGGUGCACUGUGUCUGGUCUAGUCACCAGUUUACUUCUAACCCUCCAGUAAAGCCAGCCUUCCAAGUCUCACACUAUGCACAAUUAACCAUUCCCCCAGAUAUGUACCAGAAUAAUACCUCAAAACAUACAGCUUUAUAUUUAUUUUUGAGACAAGAUCUUAGUAUGUAAUAACCCUGGCUGGCCUGCAACUCGUGCUUCUGACUUCUGAAUGGUGGGAUUAAAGGCAUGUCACCCCACCCAGCACAGGAUGUGCCUCUUUUUUGUGUGGCCCUGGCUGUCCUGGAACUCACUCUGUAGACCAGGCUGGCUUUGAACUCUUGAGAUCUCCCAGGACUGGGAUUAAAGGCAUGCACCACCCCUGCCCGGCUAGCACAUGUCUCUUUAAGAAGAGGAUUACUUUGAGCUAAAGGCUAUAGGAAACCAACCCCCAAGAAAUGCUGCCCAGCAGGAAACAAAUUUUCCUUUUCUAAAGGAAAUUUACAUUUGAAAAGGCCUCAUUCUUAUCAGUGAAGAGGGCACUUGCUUAAAUCUGCAUAACAAAUUUUUAUUCACAGAACAGUAUUUACCACACUUUCCCUAAUGUCCUUUCUGUAACACAACUCCCCUCCACCAGCUCACUCAGAAAUGAAAAACCCUUCACCUUUGGGUAGACUAAGUUGUAUAAAGCCAACCUCUGAGUGCUCGUUACUAGUAAUCUCAAAGUACACAAAGCACAUGUUAAGAAUUUCACAUUUGUCUCUUAUUAAUCUUUUACCUGCCUGCAAGACCUCAGCUAGAGAACCUAUGACACAGGACUUUUCCCCUUUCUACACACACCUGAAGAUGUAUACCAUUUUGCUGCGCCAGAGCCUGCCAGGCCCACACACCUGUAUUCCCGUGCAGCUGCCCUGUACUGGAAAUCACCUUCCAUCAGUUUCAGUCACUAAAGCAGUGGUUCUCAACCUUCCUAAUGCUAUGACCUUUUAAUACAGCUCCUCAUGUUGUGGUGACCUCCCUCCCAACUAUAAAAUUAUUUCGUUGCUACCUCAUAACUGCAGUUUUGCUGUUAUGAAUGGUAAUGUAAAUAUCUGAUAUAAGGAUAUCUGAUAUGUGAGCCCUGUGUAUCAUCUGACCCCCACAAAGGGGUUGUGACCCACAGGUUGAGAGCACUGCACUAGACUCUAGUGUUGUUUCUUGCUCCAGGGAGGCUAUAAAAAUGGAUGCAAUACAAAUGGUUGUUAAUGUAUUUUUUUUUAAUCACAUGCUUGAGAGGCAGCUUGUUGUGGAGCCCACUUUUAUGAUGGCCUUUGGUUAAUGGAACACAAAGGACAAAGUAAAGAAUUCCCUGCUCUAAAAGCCUUGGUGAAUAAGCCAAAAUUUGCCUGUCUCAGGCAGCCUAAGGUUAUGGAACAUUGUGAAGGGAAGCUGCAAUUAGCAGAGCCAUCUUCAAACAAGACAGGCAGAAAGGGCAGGUCUGGGGUGGCAAAUGGCCCUGAAAUAUCCCCAAAGAGGGGCCUGGUAAAAUGCUAAAUAUCAGAUGAACAAAACUGGUUUGCUCAGGCUGGGUACAACGAUACACACCUGUAGUCCCAGCGAUGCAGAGUCAGAAGCAGGUGUAUUUCUAAGUUUGAGGUCAGUCUGGUCUACAUAGUUUAGUUCCAAGCUAGUCAGGGCUAUUUUGUGAGGGCCUUUCUCAAGAGAGAGAGAGAGAGAGGCAGACAAACCUGGUGAUCGUCAAGAGAGAAGAUGCACAAUAUGGUGAGGUCAUGAACACUGUCUUUGCGGAAGGCAGAUAAGCCUUGGUGGAUCAUGUUUCCAGGUAAACGUGCAAUGAAUUACACUACUCUGUAUGUGUUUCCAAGAGUUUAGUUCUACCCCUUGAGACUAGCACAGCAGAAUGUAGCAAAAACAGUGUUUUGUGACUUCCAAGGUUUGCUGAAAAAUACAUAUGUACCCGUCUCUCCCACCUCCAAGGACACGCAGUGACCUUUGAAAUCUAGUUUACUGUAUCAGAAGAAUCAGAUCACAAGGAAAAGCCCUGUGUAGUGGUUUCAGUCCACAUCCCAGCCAAGGAGCCUGCUAGGCCAAAACAAAACCCACUUCUAGGGGUUAUAAAGGACUUCUAACUAGCUCCUUGUCUUCAAAACUGCAGGCUGUUGUGUAGUGUAGACUCCCCUCACUGCAGCCCAUUUAAUGCUUUCACCCACAGAAACAAAGAUGUGGCUGUUGUGGGCUACGCAGUGGUCAACGCACAGUCUGGAUGUUUGCUCCACUUCCUGUUGCUGACAGUGUUCCUCUCCCCCAGCUGCAGGCUCCUGGCCAAGUAAUGAAUGUAGAACCCCACUCUAUAGACUGUUGUGAGGGAUCUGUCUCUGCCUCUCUCCUCUCCCUCUCAGAGGCCAUCUUGUUCACUUCUCUUUCCCAGUUCCUAGUACAGUAACCAUGGCCGUAACUGACUUGUCCAGUCAGCGCUUCUUAAUGGAGCCAGGUGCAGUGGCUGAUGACUGUAAUCCCUAGGAAUGCUGCAAGAGAACUUCUGUACAUUUCAACCUGGACUACCCAGCCAGAGCUACAUACCAAGACCCUGUCUCAAAAAUAAAAUCUGUUUCCAGGCACAAUGCUUAACACCUAUAAUCCAAUACUUGGAAGGUUGAGACACGAAGAUCACCAUGAGCUCAAGGCCAGCCUGGGCUAUAUAGUAACUACCAUGCUCCAGAUAGAGCUAUGUGGUAAGACCCUGUACCAAACAAACAAACAAACAAAAAAACCCACAACCUGUUGACAGGCAUGGUAGUACACACCUGUAACCCCAACACUUGAGAAGCUUCAGCAAAAGGACAAUUCAAAGACAGCAUGAACUACAUAGUGAGGGUGAGGCCCAACAUGGGCUAUAGAGAUGAAACUUUAUCUUAGAAUUACAAAGAUAACAGUCAUACACAGUAAGUAUUCACAGGAGUUCUAGUGACUGGGGCUAGGGCAGAGAUGAGAAAAGACCACAGGUAUGUAACAGGGCACUGAGGCCUGGCAGGUAGUCUGGGGUGCAGGGUGUACCUGACUGAGGCGAAGCUGGAGGUGCGGUCAGCUCCACUGAGCACAAGAACAGGUGCUGCCUAAGCUCCCUCAGGCCUCUGCACCAAGCACUCUGUCAGCUCUGCUAUGUGGCUGGGUUCCUGCCUCUCUUGCUAUAGUCUGCCUCACUCUUGGCUACAGUGGAGCUUCUGACCCUUGAUUUACUUACUAUUCACACCCCACCCAUGUGCAAUGCAGUACUGACAGGGGUGAUUUCAGUCUGCACAGGGCUGGUCUGUGCUUGGGCUAUAGUUUCUGAAGCCAACUGUUAAUUUCUACACUGCAGGUUUCUCUACUCCACAGGCCUCCUCUCCUUGUUCUGAGAAAACUCCACUGCAGGAAAAAGGGAAACUCAAAUUAAAUCCAACUGGUCCCAGGUGGAUAAUCACUAUAGGUUGUUUUCAAAGGGGCCUAAGAUUUAACCUGCCAUCAACAGGACAGUGAAAUGACAGAGCAGAUCCAACCCUUGUAGCUUUCAUGCAGAGCUGGGGAGGAAAACCAUCAUCUUAAAACAAAACAAAACAAACAAAAACCCGCACAACAUGAAAAAGCUUCAAAAAAGCCAAAAGGGCACUCAGAAUUCUAAGAAUUCCAGUUUGUUUUUGUUCCUCCUGGCUUUUCAAACUUUCAUCUUGAUCAAAAAAAAAAAAAUCUUCCCAAGGUACUCAGUGUUCCUUAGAUAAUGAUUUUUAAGUUUGGAGGCACCUAUCCAGAGCCUGGCAGUCACUGUUUACUUGUGAUUCUUCCUUUCUGAGGAGACUCCUCACAUCUGCUCCAGGCUCCCAGAUCAUGGCCACCACUGUCAGGGAAUCCAGGAAGCAGCUGUAACAGAGGCUACCAUGGCCCAAGCAGAUCCAGGCACUGGAAUGCAUAAUUAACCUAGUUCUUAUAUGCACUCCAUUGAGAAAUGCAUCAUCAUUACCGUUAUUACCAGAUUCCCAAAAGUGGAGAAUAGAGAUUGGAGACAUUUCUGCAUGUGGUGCAGGCCGGACACGCUGGCAGUCUGACUCCAGAGCCCACACUUCUAACCACCAAUGUCAGCACUUACUAAUCAGGGCCUUAAUCUUGUCCUGCUUUGCCCUACUAAAUUCUGCAUGGAUCAAUCACAUAUCUCUUUGCACCUCUCCACUUCAAAGCCUCUUCAUUAACUCCAAGCCUGAGAGCCUGGGCUUCUCCCUUCCUGGCCUGGAGCCCACUCAGUUCACAGGAUGGAGGGUGAGGUGCUGAGUCACACUGUUCACUGGUUUAUUGAGAUUCAGGGAGAUCCUUCCCCAAGAGACACCACAGUGUGAAAGGGACAUUGCCUCCCGCCCCAUCAGUCCAUCUGUCCACGCUUUGUAUGGUUAGGAUGUGGACCUACUAUCCACUGGAAAGAGCCUCCAACCUGUACCCGUUUCUUUUCCCUUAGUUCUGAAAAAUAAUAAUAA
Messenger RNA from Peromyscus californicus insignis, 8842 nucleotides. RefSeq names its product olfactory receptor 2H2. The coding region runs from base 1387 to 2319 and encodes 310 amino acids. Gene Ontology annotation, molecular function: G protein-coupled receptor activity; olfactory receptor activity. Lineage: Eukaryota; Metazoa; Chordata; Mammalia; Rodentia; Cricetidae. The transcript has a single exon. The record is from RefSeq and is a predicted model, not a curated record. Gene Ontology annotation, biological process: G protein-coupled receptor signaling pathway. Gene Ontology annotation, cellular component: membrane.